UGUCUCGUAAUUUUUUCUAACCAUGAUAAUACAUUAAUUGACAAUGAACUGUCCAGAUGAAUUGAUCAAAAUGACCCUGCUAUUGAUGUUGUCCAGUGUUUGAUUCAAUUACCUAGCUCUAGGUUGUAUUUCUGUGUAUCAUUCUCUGCAAAUCCUUUGAAAGUAUGUCUUGGUAAUAGAUUAUCACUAAUUUAACCUUUUAAAAUGAAGCAAGAGAUUGAGAGAUUGAGGCUAUGGCAGAAAGUCAUGGAGGAUCAGCGACCAAGACUGGCCUGGAACAACAAACCUAUUGAGACAGGAAGAGAGAGGGAAAAAGAGAGAGAAAGGGAGAUGGAAAGGGAGAGAAAAGCAGAAUUGGAAAGACAAGAAAUGAAGAAGAAAAUGGAACAGGCAGAAGAAACGAUAAAAGUGUUAGAACGAGAGAUUGAGAGAUUGAAAGAGAUUGAGAAGGAAAUCAUAUUUGAAAGAGAAAGAGACGUGUGUAUUGCAGAGAAUGAGAAAGUCAAACUGGUUAACGAAAAGGUAAAAGAGUUAGAGAGAGAGGUUGAGAGACUGAAAGAAGAUAUGACAACAAAAGAGAUUCAAUACAAAAUCAAAUUUGAAAGAGCGAAAGAAGCGUUUAGAAGACAGAAUGAGAGAGUGAAACAGGUUAACCAAAAUGUACUAGUGUUAGACAGAGAGGUUGUGAGAAUGAAAGAAGAGAUUAGAUUGAAAGACGAGACUGAACCAGAGAGAACAUUUGAUAGAGACAGAGAGAGAGAAAAUGAUUGGAGACGAAGUGAAGAGGAGAUGAAAAAUAGAGUGGAGAGAGAGAUGGAGAUGGAGACGGCCCUCCUCAAUGACAAAAAGACGUCUGAAUUGGAGGAAGUCUUCAAGAAAAUCAAGGAACAGCGGAUAGAAUUAGAAAAUAUGGAAACAGACAAAUAUAAAUGGACACAGAACCAAAUGGACAUGGAGGAGAAGAUGGAGGGUGAGCACAACAAACAGAAAGAGGUUGAAAGAAAGAGAAUGGAGAAAAUACCAAAACAGAGACAAGAAGAAGAUGAGAACAAGAAGGAGAUGGAGAGAGAAGAAGAGGAGAGACGCAAACAGAAGCACAUAGAGAUGGAAGAGGAAGAAAGAGAGAGGGAGAAAGAGAGACAGAGACAGAUCAGAAGACAGAGAAUGGAGAAGAGACAGAAAAUUAUGGAAAGAGAAGAAGAGAGACAGAGAGAGAUUGAAAGAGAGAUUGAAGAAGAAAGAUGUGGACAGAAGCAAAUAGAGAUGGAAGAGGAAGAACGAGAGAGGGAGAAAGAGAGACAGAGAGAGAUUGAAAGAGAGCAUGAAGAAGAAAGAUGUAAACAGAAGAAAAUAGAGAUGGAAGAGAAAGAAAGAGAAGAAGAGAGACAGAGAGAGAUUGAAAGAGAGCACGAAGAAGAAAGAUGUAAACAGAAGCAAAUUGAGAUGGAAGAGGAAGAACGAGAGAGGGAGAAAGAGAGACAGAGAGAGAUCAAAAGAAAGAUCAUGGAAAAGAGACAAAAACAUAUCGAAAGAGAAGAAGAGAGACAGAGAGAGAUUGAAAGAGAGCACGAAGAAGAAAGAUGUAAACAGAAGCAAAUAGAGAUGGAAGAGGAAGAACGAGAGAGGGAGAAAGAGAGACAGAAAGAGAUUGAAAGAGAGAAUCAAGAACUAUUUGAACAGAAGCAAAAAGAGAUGGAAGAGGACAAACGAGAGAGGGAGAAAGAGAGACAGAAAGAGAUCAAAAGAAAGAGAAUGGAGAAGAGACAGAAAAUUAUGGAAAGAGAAGAAGAGAGACAGAGAGAGAUUGAAAGAGAGAUUGAAGAAGAAAGAUGUAAACAGAAGCAAAUAGAGAUGGAAGAGGAAGAAAGAGAGAGGGAGAAAGAGAGACAGAGAGAGAUCAAAAGAAAGACAAUGGAAAAGAGACAAAAACAUAUCGAAAGAGAAGAAGAGAGACAGAGAGAGAUUGAAAGAGAGAUUGAAGAAGAAAGAUGUAAACAGAAGCAAAUAGAGAUGGAAGAGGAAGAAAGAGAGAGGGAGAAAGAGAGACAGAGAGAGAUCAAAAGAAAAAUAAUGGAAAAGAGACAAAAACAUAUCGAAAGAGAAGAAGAGAGACAGAAAGAGAUUGAAAGAGAGCACGAAGAAGAAAGAUGUAAACAGAAGCAAAAAGAGAUGGAAGAGGAAGAACGAGAAGAAGAGAGACAGAGAGAGAUCAAAAGAGAGAAUGAUGAAGAAAUAUGUAAACAGAUGCAAAAAGAGAUGAAAGAGGAAGUACAAGAGAAGGAGAAAGAGAGACAGAGAGAGAUCAAAGAAAGAUAA
Messenger RNA from Oncorhynchus keta (chum salmon), 2316 nucleotides. RefSeq names its product trichohyalin-like. The transcript has a single exon. The record is from RefSeq and is a predicted model, not a curated record. The coding region runs from base 205 to 2316 and encodes 703 amino acids. Lineage: Eukaryota; Metazoa; Chordata; Actinopteri; Salmoniformes; Salmonidae.